Daucus carota subsp. sativus is the source of this 761-nucleotide messenger RNA. RefSeq lists its product as uncharacterized. Bases 141 to 476 code for a protein of 111 amino acids. Gene Ontology annotation, molecular function: nucleic acid binding; zinc ion binding. The record is from RefSeq and is a predicted model, not a curated record. Gene Ontology annotation, cellular component: RNA polymerase III complex. Lineage: Eukaryota; Viridiplantae; Streptophyta; Magnoliopsida; Apiales; Apiaceae. Gene Ontology annotation, biological process: DNA-templated transcription; termination of RNA polymerase III transcription. The transcript has 5 exons.
ACAGAAAUUGAUUAGUUUAAUUAAAUAAAAAACAUAACGAGGGCUGAAUGGUUGCAAAACCUUAAUUGAAACACUAUAUAAAUAGCUGCCGGAGCUCCGGCUAUUCCUUCCCUUUUCUCUUGGACGCCAACUCGUGUAAAAUGGAAUUCUGCCCUACCUGUGGAAUGUUAGCGCAAUAUGAGUUGCCCAAUAUGAGCCAGCCUGGUAGAUUUUUUUGUCCACAGUGUCCCUAUGUCUGUAACAUCGAGCCCAAGGUUAAAAUAAAGAAGAAAUAUGAGUUAGUUACUAAACAGAUUGACCCUGUCAUUGAAAAUGAUGACUUCAAGAAUGCAGCUACAACGGAAGCUAAGUGCCCACAAUGCGGUUAUGGCAAGGCAGCUUUCCAGCAAUUCCAGACCAGGUCUGCUGAUGAGCCUAUGACAACAUUUUAUUGGUGUAUGAAUGAGGUUUGUCGAGCACGCUGGCGUGAGGAUUGAAGAGGGCCUUGCAUGAGCACUGAUUGCAAGGGUUUCAUGUUAAGAUGUGCCUUUCACCUAGGUGCUUCAGUUUUGGGCUUUUCUUUGCCUUCUCCCAAAUUUUGGGCACAUGUGCUGUGACAUUCUCAUUUAAGGGUCUGUUUGGGAGUGCUGUUAAAAAUUGCUGUGCUGUGAGAAAAAGUGCUGGUAAAAUAAGUGCUGUUGUAGAAAUCAGAUAACUGUUUGGUAAUUUUUUGAUAUACUUAUUUUGAGUUAUAAUAUUAAAAACAAUAAUGUUUUUGGUGA